Messenger RNA from Neltuma alba, 1819 nucleotides. Its product is annotated as serine/threonine/tyrosine-protein kinase HT1-like. Bases 609 to 1667 code for a protein of 352 amino acids. Gene Ontology annotation, molecular function: ATP binding; protein serine/threonine kinase activity. Gene Ontology annotation, biological process: protein phosphorylation. NCBI's taxonomy places the organism in Eukaryota, Viridiplantae, Streptophyta, Magnoliopsida, Fabales, Fabaceae. The transcript is spliced from 3 exons. The record is from RefSeq and is a predicted model, not a curated record.
CUUACAAACUUCCUUCUUCUACUCGCUCUUGUCUUUCUCACACCCUAUCCUAAUCUCUUCUUUUGAUUAAUAUUGACAAAAAAAUAAAACUUUAAAACCAGAGCUUUCCUCUGUCUUCAGUUUCCUUCGUCUUGAUUUCAGCUCUCUUAGCUUCAGGAUUUUAAUGACCCAGGGGACCAACUUCCUGACUUCUCUCUUCCCCACUGUCCACUGACUUGUAGGCUCUCUCUCUCCCCCCCUCCCAAAAACAGAAAAUAUUUUUCUCUCUUUCUUGGUCUCUCUAUAAUGCUAAAGGUCAUCUUGCUUCUCUGAUUCCUUCCCUUGUUUCACAACAGUAUACUUUCACAGUGGUCGUUUACACAAUUUUAAAAAAGGAAAAAAAAAACAAGAUGAGGUAGUUUGGAGUUGAUUAAUUUCUCCUUUUUUGUUUUCCAAGUGCGUCACAUACUAAUGAGAAAUAUCAUACCACUCAACAUGUAGUUAGCUCGGGAAGAACUGUUUAACCUUUUCAAAAUCAAGCGUGUUCUGGAUCUACAUUGGCCUUUAAGAAGGGUGGCUUGAAGGGGUUGAUGAUUGUGAAAAAGGGCUAACAAUAACAACACUGAACCAUGAAGAACUUUCACAGCUUCAAACAGAUUCCAACCCCCAAAAGGUCCGGAAGGAGGCUGUCGCUUGGGGAAUACAGGCGAGCUGUGUCAUGGUCCAAGUACUUGGUCUCUUCAGGGGCUGCCAUAAAAGGAGAAGGAGAAGAGGAAUGGAGUGCCGAUCUGUCUCAGUUAUUCAUUGGAUCCAAAUUUGCUUCUGGAAGGCAUAGUAAGCUCUACAGAGGCAUUUACAAGCAAAAAGAUGUGGCCAUCAAGCUCAUAAGCCAACCUGAGGAGGAUGCCGACUUGGCUGCUUUGCUUGAAAAGCAAUUCACUUCUGAAGUUGCUUUGCUCUUUCGUCUGCACCAUCCAAACAUCAUCACUUUUUUUGCUGCUUGCAAGAAGCCUCCUGUGUUUUGUAUAAUUACUGAAUAUAUGGCUGGAGGAUCACUGAGAAGUUACCUGCAUCAGCAACAACCAAAUUCAGUUCCACUUAAUCUGUUUCUGAAAUUAGCCCUAGACAUUGCAAGAGGGAUGCAGUAUCUUCAUUCUGAAGGGGUGCUUCAUAGGGAUCUUAAAUCAGAGAACCUAUUGCUUGGGGAAGAUAUGUGUGUAAAAGUAGCAGAUUUUGGAAUCUCAUGCUUAGAAUCACAGAUUGGUAGUGCAAAAGGAUUCACAGGAACUUACCGUUGGAUGGCGCCUGAAAUGAUCAAAGAAAAGCAUCAUACCAAGAAAGUAGAUGUCUAUAGCUUUGCCAUAGUCCUAUGGGAGCUCUUAACUGGACUGACUCCGUUUCACAACAUGACCCCAGAACAGGCAGCAUUUGCUGUCUCACACAAGAAUGCAAGGCCGCCAUUACCUGCUGAUUGUCCAAAGGCAUUUAGUCAUCUCAUAAACAGAUGUUGGUCAGGAAAUCCAGAUAAAAGGCCACAUUUUGAUGAGAUUGUUUCUAUUUUGGAGAUGUAUAGUGAAUCCCUUGAAGAAGAUCCUGAGUUCUUUUCAACUUACAACCCACCGUCUUCUAAAUCUGUUGUCAUGAGAUGCUUACCAAAUUGUAUUAGUAGCCAUAGAUCAUCUUCUUGAAAGGCUUAUUAUUAGGAUGCUUUUCAGUUUGUGACGUGCUAAUUACCAAUCCUAUGAACAUCAUGUAUGUUCAACUCCGAUAUUACAAUAGUCUUGUUCUUGGUUUAUUUUAAUGAUGUUUUUAUGCUUUUCUAAGAAAAGCUACUGAUGGA